AUGGCUACAAUCUCGGUACCCAGCUUUGAGAAGGGCUCUCCAACGGUGUACAAUGUCAUUGUGUCCGUACAGGGUCAAACGCACCAAUUGCAGAAGCGCUACAGCGAGUUUGUGUUGCUGGCCCAGGAGGUCGAGCAGGAAACCGGGUCUCCUGUGCCCGUGGAGGCGCCAGCCAAGGCAUGGUUUCUGAACGACGCUGAUCUUGAAGACAGAAGGCGUGGUCUUGAAGCCAUGAUCCGCGCACUGGCUCGCUCCGAGGAGUGCUUUGCCACGUUGGCCGUGCAGAGCUUUUUAGAAAUGUCCAAGCUACGGCGGAACCAAUCGAGCGCGACCGGGGCUGCGGACUGGACGGCGACUAUUGAGAAAAUCAACGAGAGUAUUGCGCAGGCCAAGGUGGCAGACGCAAUGCACCAACACAAACUGUGUUUGAAUGCCCAAACCAUGCUGGCCGGUCUGCAAAAGCUGAACGAGCAGUCGAGCACUUUGGGGGCCCGCGAAAAAGUUCGCCGUCAGCAGAAGAUUGACGAAUUGCACCAAAAAAUCACCGCGAUCCGCAGCGAUGGUUCCAACCAACCGCGCACUAGUCCUGCUACGAGCGGCCGGGGGUCGAGCCAGCCCGCAGACAAGAGAACGGGCCGCGUUCUGGGCGAAACCCAGGUAACCAAGUCUCUGGAUAACCAGGAGCUUUUAAUGCAUCAAAAACGCACUAUCCAGGAUCAAGAUGCAGAAGUGCAGCUGCUGCGGGAUGCUAUCAGCCGGCAGAGACAGUUAGGGUUAGCCAUCAAUGACGAGAUAGUGAAGCAGAACAGCAUGCUUGACGACUUGGACGCUGACGUUCAUCGCGUUAAUACCAAAUUGAACCAGGCCCAACGCAAGACCUCUAAAUUCCUUUAA
Wickerhamiella sorbophila is the source of this 894-nucleotide messenger RNA. RefSeq names its product Vacuolar morphogenesis protein 7. The coding region runs from base 1 to 894 and encodes 297 amino acids. The transcript has a single exon. Gene Ontology annotation, molecular function: phosphatidylinositol binding. NCBI's taxonomy places the organism in Eukaryota, Fungi, Ascomycota, Dipodascomycetes, Dipodascales, Trichomonascaceae. The record is from RefSeq and is a predicted model, not a curated record.